AUGCCACGAAAGAAUGCUAUGCGUGAUAAUGUAUCUGCUGUUCGUUCGCGGCUGCCGGAUUUGAUGAAUCUAUCGCGUGAAAAGAUCGAACUGGCAUUGCUCUAUUACGAAUCCAAUGUUGACGAAACAGUAGAAGCGUUUAAAAGAAAUGGUGCAAUGGAAGCGCUCAACGGAUGGACUGAAAUGAAUAAUAAUCGCGGAAAUAACUCAAAUAAACGUGGCAAUAACAAAUCAAGUAAUGGUCAGAAGAAAUCUUCAUCUCAAACACUUCCGUCGAAUGGUAUUCUACGACCAUCACAACGUGUUUCAAAUAUAUUUCAAACGUUUGCUGAAGGCGGCAUACCAACAAUCACAACCAAUGGAAUAAGUACAACUACAAUCAAUUCACCAUCUUCAUUGUCAUCAUCAUCGUUACAUGAGCAAUCUAAUAACCACCUUCAAUCCUGUCUGUCUACCGAUCUCUCAUUUCAUCCAUAUUUUAGUCAAGACUCAACGACAAAUCAUUCGGAAUCAUCAUCACAUCCCAAUGAAUCAACACGAAAUGAAUAUCACGAUACAUCGAAUGUAACAACAAACAGCUCAACAACCACAGAUGAAAGCAAUCUACUUACAAAUCAUACUGACGAAGAUACCGAAUCAACCAAUGGACAUAAUGGUAAACUAAAACGUCGGAAAAAUAAUUCUAAAUAUCCCAAUCUUGAUCAAACUCAAGAAACUUCCUCAAAUGAUGCCCAACCAAUAACAACAACAACAACAACAACAGUGACAAAACCGUCGACUUCGACAAAUGGAACAACAUUUAUCAGUGACAAUCGAAAAAUUCUAACAAGACCUUCCAAAGACCUUCAACGUCAAACGUCAACGUUAACCAACGUUGAAUCAUCGUUUGAACAUGAAAUCAAAUCUUCAAUAAAACGUAUUGAUGACGUAUUCAAGCAAAUCCGCGAAAUCAUCAAAGAACGUGAAAUUGAGUUGUAUCUCGAAAUGGACAAAGUGAAAGCACAAGGUCUGAAUAUCAUCCAUCGUCGACAGAAACGUGCUAGUGAACUCCGUCAACGCGUGGACAGUUGUGAUCGACUUGAACAAUUAGAAAUCGAUUUACUUCGGACUGAUAUCAAAAAUUUUGUAACUGAUCGUCGAUAUGAUCUCUGCGAAGAAUUAACCUCCUUGCGUCGUUUUGAAUACGACCAAGCGGUAAUAGAAGCAUUGAAAAAUUUCGGAACAGUUUUAAGAAUCGAUAGAAAACAAGAUCGCGCACGAACAUUAUCAACAUCGUCGGCAUUAGUUGAACAAAAUGGUACAUCGAUAAGUCCACUUGAGAACAACACAUCAGAAAACUCAAUAGAACACAAUUCGGAAUUAGUAACCAACGGUCGAGUGUUCUCAUCAUCAUCGUUAUCAUCGAAUGAACCUCUCUCGUCAAACCAUCAACAAGCAUUACCACAGAGAAUUACAAAUAAAGCAAAACUUAAUGGAAACAUAGCCGGUGAUUCUUCUCCUAUGACUUCUCAAACGAAUGGUCAUCAUAAUCAUUAUGACGAUUCAAACAAUUAUCAAACUGUCAACCGUCGUCGAGUAGCACCUUCUCAACAACAAUAUCCUCCUUAUCAAAAUGGAAAUAAUCAUCGCCGAACACGUGCAAUACCUUCGAACAAUACCAGUCAAACAAGUCGUCGAAAUGGUUUCAAUAACAGUGAAACGACCAAUACAUAUCGUCGUCCGCGCCCACCGCCUCAAACAAUGAUUUCUCCAAUAAGCAAUUGA
Adineta ricciae is the source of this 1764-nucleotide messenger RNA. NCBI's taxonomy places the organism in Eukaryota, Metazoa, Rotifera, Eurotatoria, Adinetida, Adinetidae. The record is from the annotation of a GenBank genome assembly.